CUCAGUCGGUAAACUCUGAUUUGUCUGGAGCAACGAUCUGCCAUCAGUUAGGGUGCAGAAGUGGAAAGGGUUUGAUGCAAGCUAUUGUAGGGAAGGAUAAGCCAACAGUGUUUUAUGUUAAACAGCUAAUGUAAGUGUGGCAGGAGACGCCAUGGGAAGGCCAGUGAUGCUGAUCUCUCUGAUGCUGUUUGCUGCGAUGGUGAUGGUGACAGAAGAGAUAAACUGUGUGUGCAAUGGCAAGUCAAGGUGUCACUGUAAAGGAGUAAAAGGCAACAGGGGAGAAAGGGGAUUUCCAGGCGUUCCAGGUCCUCAAGGAGUGGUGGGCCGCGCAGGUCCUGAGGGCCAUGCUGGACCAAUGGGACAAAAGGGCAACACUGGGCCCGACGGACCCAUGGGAGCAAAGGGCGAUUGGGGACCAAGAGGCAAAGAAGGAUUUGCUGGUUCUCAUGGCUUACCAGGUAUCCCAGGCUUGCAGGGGCCUCCAGGACCUCCAGGUUACCCAGGUUGCAAUGGGACAGAUGGAGAAGACGGAUUUGCUGGGUAUCCAGGCAGCACUGGAAUGGAUGGACUGCCUGGUCCACGUGGUGAGCCCGGCCCUAAGGGUGACCCUUUGUCAUCAGGUCAUUCAAACCCAGGACAAAGAGGACCACCAGGGAUACACGGAUAUCAAGGUCGUCCAGGUGCCCCAGGAGAGAAUGGGCUUCCUGGAAGCGCUGGACCAAGAGGAUAUGAUGGCCCCCCAGGUCGUUCAGGAGUUCCGGGAUCGAAGGGUCAGGAGGGCUUAGCAGGUGUCCGUGGAUCUCAAGGACCAAAGGGGAGACAAGGCCCACGAGGGCCACCUGGACCACCAGGCAGGAUUAAGGAGUUUUUAACUGGGAGUUUGGAAAUAAAGGGAGUAAAGGGAGACAAAGGGAAUGUGGGAGACAAAGGCUGCAGGGGUGAGACGGGGAAACCUGGUUAUGGCUUCUACGAAAAGGGAGCAAAGGGAGACCGAGGACAGCCGGGUCCAGAGGGAAAACCAGGGAAGGAUGGUGAUCCUGGACUGCCUGGACUUACGGGAAGGCCUGGCCCCAAAGGUGAUCCAGGAUUUCCAGGAGCACCAGGAAAUAGGGGUGAAAAGGGAAUCAGGGGCCCUCUCGGUCCACCAGGAGAUAUAUUUUUUCCAGAGCAACUCAAAGGAUAUGCUGGGGAUCCUGGUUUUCCAGGUCGUCCUGGGCUUCCUGGGCAUGAAGGUGUUGUAGGUUUUCCUGGACCUGCUGGAUCACCAGGUGACACAUUUGAGAAUUUUGUGCCAGGCCCACGUGGUCCACUUGGUUUACCAGGACCCAAAGGAGAACCUGGGGAUCCAGGGGGUUACCUAACAGGCCCCCGAGGUCCAGAUGGAGAUCAUGGUAAUCAAGGGCUACCUGGGGAACAGGGCCCACCAGGACCCCCGGAAGACAGAACUAACAGAGUUACUAAGGGUCUCCCUGGAAUGAAAGGAGCAAAAGGCUUUCCUGGAUACAUGGGACAUGAUGGGAAUUUUGGAAAGAAAGGAGAAAAGGGGGAACCCUGUUAUGAGUGUGGUGGAGAAGGAUCCCUUGGUCCGCCGGGUCCUCGAGGUCCACCUGGCCCACCUGGUGCUAAUCUAGGACCAGGUGAAAGGGGGGAUCCAGGCUUCCCAGGACCCACGGGGCUACUUGGACAACCUGGUCUUGUUGGUCCAAGAGGAUUGCCAGGUCCUCCAGGACAGAAAGGAGACUCAUACUCCUAUGAAUCUUCUGGUGUAAAGGGAGAAAAAGGAGACCCAGGACAACCUGGAAGACCUGGUGCAGGAGGUUCUCCUGGGUCUGCUGGAAUACCAGGUCGAAAAGGCCCUCAGGGGCUUCCCGGGGAUUCUUAUUUUCUGCCUGGUGUAGAAGGAAAGCCUGGAUUCCCUGGUCUACCAGGGCCUUCAGGUAAACAAGGACCAGGUGGCUACCCUGGACCAGUGGGUUAUGGACCUCCUGGACCUCCGGGUAUUAAAGGAGACACUGGUGUACCUGGCCUACCAGGACAACCUGGAAUUCCAGGCCAAAAAGGAGAACCAAGUUAUUUUCAUUCUCAAGGACCUCCAGGACCACCUGGAUUAAAAGGUCUGACUGGCCCACCAGGAAAUCCAGGAUACCAAGGCACAAAAGGUAGCCCAGGAGCGCCAGGCACUCCCGGGCCAAAAGGUGAAAGGGGUUAUGUGUCAUUCUCGGGAAGGCCGGGAAUCCAAGGACUUAAAGGCGAUAAGGGACUGCCAGGUCCCCCUGGCACUCCAGGUAGGGGAUUCACUGGACGGCCUGGUCUUCAAGGCCCUGCUGGUCCUCCAGGGGAGAAGGGUGAUAGUGGUCCUGGACAACCCGGCCUUCCAGGUCUUCCAGGACUUCCAGGUGAGGAUGGAGCUCCGGGGCCAGCAGGGGAUCCUGGAAUACCUGGCUUUCCUGGGCAACCAGGACUCAUUGGAAAAGCUGGUUUUCCAGGAGAAAAAGGAACAAAAGGUUCUGAGGGCCCUCCGGGGCUUCCAGGCAGCAAAGAUUUAUGUAAAGGUUUACCGGGACCACAGGGAAAACCAGGGGUGGAUGGUUAUGCUGGACAUCCAGGACCUAAUGGCUUUCCCGGUGAAAAAGGAAAUUUAGGUUCACCUGGGUUUGGUCAUAAUGGCCCCACUGGGGAACCUGGGCCUCCUGGGUUAUCACAACCAGGCUCAGAUGGACCACCUGGACCAAAAGGAGCAAAAGGACUAAAUGGUUGGCCAGGUGAACAAGGAUUAAGAGGAGUCCCUGGACCUGAUGGGGUAUCUAGGCCAGGACCAGAUGGAAUACCUGGAAAUCCAGGACAAGAUGGACCAAGAGGAGACCCAGGCCCAGAUGGAGCUACAGGUUUCCAAGGACCACCAGGCAUGCAUGGAGACCCAGGCCCAACAGGCCCUCCGGGACCCCCACCCCCACCUCAAAACUUGACUGGACCUCCAGGGGACCCUGGAGAACCAGGACAACCUGGUCAGCACGGUCCUUAUGGUGAUCCUGGGAGAGCUGGAGCAAAGGGUUACAGAGGAAGUACUGGUCCACCAGGAGGUCCAGGACACAGAGGUCCUCCAGGUGACCCAGGUAUUGAUGGGCCAGUGAUGUCCCAAGGGAUUCCAGGCCCUCCAGGAGCCCCAGGAGACCCAGGACACAGAGGUCAUCCAGGGGCAACAGGAAUGAAGGGAGAUACAGGAGUCCCUGGGAGACAAGGAGCUAAUGGUGCCCCAGGUCCAACUGGUUGGAAAGGACCUGCUGGUGAGCCAAAUUAUGGAUUUGGACCAUCUGGAUCGAAAGGACAGAAGGGUGAACCAGGCAUAAGCAGUGCUGUCGUGCUGAAAGGUCAAAAAGGAGAAGCUGGUAUUGAAGGUCCAAGAGGUCUAGAUGGAAUUCGUGGAGCCAAGGGAAACCCAGGAGUUGUUGGAGAGAAUGGUCCCCCAGGCCUUCCAGGUCCAGAAGGUAGUGCUGGUUUUCCAGGAAUAAAAGGAUACAUGGGACCUAAUGGAAUGCCAGGCAGUCCAGGCCCACCGGGUAAAAAUGGAGAGCCUGGUCAUAAAGGAAACCAGGGUUCUGACGGUUUUCCUGGGCCACCAGGGCAGAAAGGGGAAACUGCCAUAAUAGCAGGCCGGCCAGGGAAACCUGGUGAUCCAGGUCAGCCGGGUCCUCCAGGGGACACUGGAUAUCCUCGCUUGCCUGCAGCUGGACGUCCUGGGCGAAUAGGAGACAGAGGUCCAACAGGUCUACCAGGCAUCCAAGGUGAAAGAGGACAGCCAGGAAGGGAAGGAACUUGUGCUCCGGGGCCCAAAGGAGAUCGUGGAUUAUCUGGCAACCCUGGGAGUAGCGGCUAUCCUGGCCCACCAGGACCUCCAGGCCCCACGGCAUAUGGGUCCAAAGGAGACAGAGGAGAUCCAGGUCAUUUGGGUAUCCCUGGUUAUUGUGGACCACCAGGAGAUCCAGGCUUUCAAGGGCCACCUGGUCCAAUAGGUUUACCCGGAGGCCCAGGAUCAAGAGGCGAUCCAGGCCCUUCUGGAGAACAUGGCCCCCCUGGUGACGUUGGAGAUCCUGGAUACAUCCCAGGUUCGCCUGGUCGACAUGGGCCCAAAGGUUUUCCUGGAUCCCCAGGCAUCAAAGGUCAACCAACAUAUAGAAGGGUAAUCUAUGAACCAGGAGAUCCUGGUCCACGUGGUUCUCCAGGUAAUCCAGGAUUCCCAGGGGUUACUGGACUACCAGGACCAACAGGACCUCCAGGAGCGCCUGGCAUCAGAGGAGCACGUGGAGGAAGCCCACUGGGCCCUCCAGGAUUUACUGGCUACAAAGGGGACAAAGGAAAGGCAGGACUGCCAGGUCCAGAGGGAAGGCCUGGAUACCCAGGCCAUAAGGGUCUUAGAGGUUUGCCUGGCAGAGCCAUUACAGGUUACACUGACAGUUUCCUGGUAGUCAGGCACAGUCAGAGCACUCAGGUCCCUGAUUGCCCUACUGGUACCAGCCUCAUGUACACUGGUUACUCCUUCCUCUUCAUCAAUGGAAAUGAGAGAGCUCAUGGUCAAGACCUUGGCACCACAGGGAGCUGUCUCCCUCGUUUUUCCACAAUGCCUUUUGUGUUCUGUGACACGGAGCACACCUGUCGUUAUGCUUCUCGUAACGACUACUCCUACUGGCUGUCAACUGAUGAGCCAAUGCCGGCAAACAUGGUUGCCAUCACAGCUGACAGACUGGCCUCCUACAUCAGUAGGUGCUCAGUGUGUGAAACCACCUCAAAUGUCAUAGCCAUUCACAGUCAGAAAACUCUGAUACCUGUAUGUCCAAGAGGUUGGGAGUCAAUGUGGACUGGAUACUCAUUUGUCAUGCAAACUGGUGCUGGGGCGGAAGGAUCUUCUCAACCCCUGAUUUCCCCCGGAUCAUGCAUGGAACAUUUCCGCCAAGUGCCUUUUAUUGAGUGCCAUGGCAGAGGGACCUGUAACUACUACCCUGAUUCCUACAGCUACUGGUUGGCCUCUCUUGACCCCAGUAACAUUUUCAGUAAACCAUCUCCGCAGACAGUGAAGGGAACUUUUCUACAAAGUGUCAUCAGCCGCUGUCGUGUCUGCAGAAAGCUGUGAAAGAGAGGGACAGGUGAUCGACUUUAGCAACAGUAUUUACAAACAAGUUAUUUUGAUGCAAGAACUUUAGUAGUCUUUUUUAAAUGUACAUACUUGUGUUAGGUAAUAUGGCCUUGUAGUGAUGCAGAUGUGAGGAAAACAUCCCAACAGAUGUAUAAGGGCAUCAUUAUUUUAUUAAUGACAAGUUGUUUUUAAUUGUUAUUCUUGUAAUUUAAAUUUUAAUCUAAAGUCUUGUUGUCUCUUUUUUUCAAGCUUUCUUCUCUUGCUCAUAUUUAAAGAAAACUGAUUGUGACCAACCAAAGUUAAAUUGUGAAAAUGUACAGCUUUUAUUAAUUAAAGACCCAUCACUGCUCUUCAAAUGCUGUUUGAGUUUAUUUGACUAUACUUCUUGUGUAUUGAAAUGACUAGAUUACUUAGAAACAAUAACCCAUUACAUCACCAACAUAUCUCUGAUACCUUGAGCCAGUAAAAUCUAUGACGUCCAUAACAGUAGGUAACCAUAAAUUAUGCUGAUUUUCCUCUAACAUCUGUCUGUGAUGGAUUAAAAAGUGUUAUUUUGUUACUUC
Messenger RNA from Nothobranchius furzeri (turquoise killifish), 5691 nucleotides. RefSeq names its product collagen alpha-5(IV) chain. Gene Ontology annotation, molecular function: extracellular matrix structural constituent conferring tensile strength. Lineage: Eukaryota; Metazoa; Chordata; Actinopteri; Cyprinodontiformes; Nothobranchiidae. Gene Ontology annotation, biological process: extracellular matrix organization. Gene Ontology annotation, cellular component: collagen trimer; basement membrane. The record is from RefSeq and is a predicted model, not a curated record.